Messenger RNA from Conger conger (European conger), 2669 nucleotides. Its product is annotated as collagen alpha-1(XXVI) chain-like. Gene Ontology annotation, molecular function: protein binding. The coding region runs from base 698 to 2068 and encodes 456 amino acids. The transcript is spliced from 14 exons. Lineage: Eukaryota; Metazoa; Chordata; Actinopteri; Anguilliformes; Congridae. The record is from RefSeq and is a predicted model, not a curated record.
AGAUGUAGUUUUUAAUUAUUCUUCGCUAGUGUGCCUAUACGAUCACGUUGUUCUGUUCGGAUUAUUACGCAUUUUAUAUCCGGUACUUCGGUCCGUGCUUGUUGCCGAAAAGGAAAAAGUGACAUUACAAAGUCAGCUGUCAUUUAAUUGAGCGGUAUCUGUGCUUUCAGGCUGCGCUUCUCAACUAACCUUUAGCGGAUUUGGAACAAAUACUCUGUUGCGAAAAUAAAUGUAACGAAGCAAUAAUAAUGAGGCGUUUCGCCCAGUUUUCCCUGUAAGGUUAUGGUCAGUACGCCUGCUUCCAGAGACUGCAUUCACUUCCAAACUGGAACUCUGAACUGAAGUCCGCUCCCUCUCCAAACUCAGUGCGUAUUAACGCGUGCUUCCAAGACACCGGAGACAUUUAAGUGCCCCCCGUUACGAUGAGAAGCGGACUGCUCUGCUGCCACACGCGUUCGUCAGAGCAGUCUGUGUGAAGGCGACUGUUGGUAUGAGGUUGGCUUCAUCUACGUGCUAGCGGUAUGUCAAAUGCGUAAACUCGACGACGAGUUUACUUUUCAGCGUUUUAGUUGCGAGUGGUAUAUUUUUUUUCCUCGACGCAGUUCGUUCGCCUGUCGCUAUUCUGCUCACUUCCAGUGGAUUGGCAACGCUCGACUACUCUCUCCGAACGAGACCCGCUGCGGGACCACCAGUGAGGAUGACCGUGGUCUUGCGCGUUUUGUGCGUCUGGAUGUUGGCGUCCAGUGUGGCGCGGGGGAGCGGGUUUAUGUACCAGUUUCCCGGAAUGGCCGUACAGCACUUCAACUUCGAACAAAGCGCCCGACCGCCGGACAGCGCGCAUCGCAGGAACUGGUGCCAGUACACUGUGUCUAAGAUGGUGUCCUGCCAGGUGCACAACGGGACAGAGAAGCUGGUGCAGAGGCUGUUCCAGACCUGCAGGUGGCCUGGGCCCUGUGCCAACCUUAUCAGUUACAGGACAGUGAUACGGCCCACCUACAGGGCGGCAUAUCGUCAUGUGACCAUGCUGGAGUGGCGCUGCUGUCCUGGCUUCCUGGGCGAUGACUGCAGCCAGGAGUGUAUGAACUGCAGCAGCUACACUGACAUGAAUAACAGACUGAACAUCAUUGAGUCCAAGAUUCUGCUGCUUGAAGAGGCGGGGCCUCCACCAGCCAAUGGGCUUCCUCAGGGAUCCACCGAUAAUGAGGUGGACACGCCCAGUCCCACGCCCCUCCCCCCUCCCACUGUGGGGCUCCCUGGAGUUAGGGGCCCCCCAGGACCCAUGGGCCCCUCAGGGAUACCAGGGUCGUCCGGCCCCCCAGGACCCAAAGGAGAGAUCGGUCCCGUCGGGAUGCCCGGGCUCAUGGGAGCACCAGGGCUGAAAGGGGAGACCGGGUUCCCUGGAGAGACGGGCCUUCCUGGUCUGCUUGGCCCCCCCGGCCCCCCCGGCCCCCCAGGCCCCCCAGCGCCCCUCCCUGCCAUCCCCCUGCGGGGCGACGUGAUUGGGCUGAGCGCCCAGGAGCGGAAACAGGAUGAGGGGACUGCCCUUCCUCCAACUGUACCUGCGUAUGUCCCCCUGAGGGCCACACCUGGGGCCCCAGGCCCCCCCGGCCCACCUGGAGAAGCAGGUCCGCCAGGCCCAGUGGGACCCCCUGGGGCCCCAGGCACUCCUGGACAGGAAGCGCAGAGAGGACAGCCCGGGAGGACCGGGGAGCAGGGAUCCAAGGGAGACCGCGGAGAACCGGGCCCCCCAGGACUGACCGGAGAGCAAGGUCAGCCGGGAGCCCCCGGCCCUAAAGGGGAUCCAGGAGAGGAUUAUUCAGAGGGUGAGGGGGUGCAGCAGCUGCGGGAUGCUCUGAAGAUCCUGGCUGAGAGGGUUCUCAUCCUGGAGCACAUGAUCGGCAUCCACGAAAGCCCUUUGGAUUCUGGCUCUGGAUUGGCUGUCCUGGCUGACCCCACCCCUUUGCCUGCAGUGAAAAUUGAGAGGGUGGGGCCAGUGGACUCCCCCUCCCUGCUCCAGGAAGCCAGCGACCUGAUUGGACAGAACCUACCGAGGCGGGGUGACAAUUAACAGAGUGUGGCCAAUAGGGGUGCGGAAUGCACGCGUGACUGAGCUGUGAUUGGCCAGCGCCUGAUGUUGGUGCAGACAGGGCGGGUCUGACUCUGGGCUUGAGUGUUUGUGAUUCGUCACCAGGCUGGUCAGGUGACCAGAAAUUCCCCCUCUCCAGGAAGAAUACAUUUCCUUCCUCCAUGGGAGCCACAUAGAUCACACGAUAUAUACUUUUCCUUUUUUACAGUAACAUGGUCACAGUAAUAAGAUGCAUAGCAGUUUUCUUAUACCUAGUUCACUUCAUGUUUUUCUUUUAUUGUUUGAAUUCUUGCCGCUUUGAGAGAAGCAGCCAUUCAGUAACUCUAAUCUCCUGUAGAGACCAGCACGACAGACGUGGUUAUCAUGGGAACUCUCAGAUUUUUUUUUUAUCGUUCAUGAAUAAAACAAAAAUACAUUAUUUAUCUAUUUCUUUCUGAAGGGACACUAUUGUGAUUUUUUUAUCAUUUAAUUGACCCAUUAUGAACUAAGGCUCCCUAUAGAAAUAUUGAACAUUGAGCAAAAUGGAACUUGAGGGUAAAAAUAUUGUACGGGUUUAUUAAAUAAUAAAAGCAUAAAAAACAAA